Molecule: messenger RNA, 207 nt
Organism: Microthlaspi erraticum
Lineage: Eukaryota; Viridiplantae; Streptophyta; Magnoliopsida; Brassicales; Brassicaceae
Source: the annotation of a GenBank genome assembly
AUGACUAUUGCCACCGUGUUCGCCGCCGAUACGGCAGUUUGGGAAAGGUGGGGUGGGAUGAUUCGGUGCUUCGGCCUCUAUCGAUCUCCGGCACGGAUUCGUAUCAGUGAUUUCUUCGAUUUGGUGAAGACGACUCGUGAUCCUCAGAGUGAGCCAGAUCUCUACCUUCCUCGAUGGUUUUCGCUUUUCGGCUUCUACGGAAUUUAA